Lycium ferocissimum is the source of this 768-nucleotide messenger RNA. RefSeq names its product protein GAST1. The record is from RefSeq and is a predicted model, not a curated record. Lineage: Eukaryota; Viridiplantae; Streptophyta; Magnoliopsida; Solanales; Solanaceae. The transcript is spliced from 4 exons. The coding region runs from base 153 to 488 and encodes 111 amino acids.
CGAGUGUGACAACAGCAAGUGUUAGGCUAAAGAGCUUAAUCCAGCUGUGAAGUCCUCUCUAUAAAUAGCAGCAUCCUACUUCAAAGCUCUGCACAUUUCACUUCCUCUUAGGUCUUUCAAAAUAUUCUAUUUGCUUCAGACAAAUUACUGCAAUGGCUGGGAAACUGAGCAUUGUCUUGUUUCUUUUGGUGGUUUUUCUGACCCAAAAUCAGGUUUCAAGGGCCAAAGAAAUGCUUGAUGAGCAGCUGCAACGACAGAGAAAUAAUCAAAUGUAUGGUGUUAGUCAGGGAAGCCUCCAUCCUCAAGAUUGUCAACCGAAAUGCACGUAUCGGUGCUCAAAGACAUCAUUCAAGAAGCCAUGCAUGUUUUACUGCCAGAAAUGCUGUGCAAAGUGUCUGUGUGUUCCUGCUGGUACCUAUGGUAAUAAGCAAACUUGCCCUUGCUACAAUAACUGGAAGACCAAGAGAGGUGGCCCCAAGUGCCCAUGAUCCAAUACCCUACUUCUGUCAAAUCUAUUAGUAGUAAUUAAUCAACGCUUGGUUCAAGUGCUGUAUUAUUAGCUAGUAAAUGAUCAAAUAGGCCCCAAUAUUAUCACCUUUUUGGCAAAAAGCCAAGAAGAUUAUGCUACGUAGUAUAGCAUGAUUAUUAUGCAGUUGUUUUUAUGUCACUCCAUUUUAUGGUAAGAUGUUACUAUAUUUAUUGGUGUACCUUCUGUGUAAGAAUUAACAUGUAUUUUAAGUCAUUUAAUCCAAGGUCAAUUCGGUGUUU